Clupea harengus (Atlantic herring) is the source of this 1345-nucleotide messenger RNA. NCBI's taxonomy places the organism in Eukaryota, Metazoa, Chordata, Actinopteri, Clupeiformes, Clupeidae. The record is from RefSeq and is a predicted model, not a curated record.
CGUUGGAAAUUCUGGCAAGUCGUUCACAGAAGGUUUAUUUUGGCUCUCCUCGUCGCUCUUCCGCCGCCAUUAAAUACACAGAACCACACCAUGGGGUUCAGACAGUAAAAUGAUUUAAAACUGAAAAGAGAAAGGGGGUUGUUUCCACACCGGGUAUCUUCUAAUUGUGGUGGUUUCUGAUCAAUUGGAACAAUGUAAUACGUUGAGGUCAGACAAAACGGACAAAACGGGAAAGGCUCAAGCUCGAGAGGACGAGGGACUGCUGGGCAACUGGAAGGGUUUGUUGUGUUUGUGUGCCCGAGGAAGAAGUGCUAUCACAAAAUCAGCACUGUGUUCUCUCUACCGGACCUGAAGGAAGUGUGAGUGAGUGUGUGUGUGUGCGCGUGCGUGCGUGCGUGCGUGUGUGUGUGUGUGUGUGCGUGCGUGUGUGUGUGUGUGUGUGUGUGUGUCUGAAUCUGACAGAUCAGCUAUGACGGAGCUUGGGGUGAAAUGGGCCUGUGAGUACUGCACAUUUGAGAGCUGGCCAUCUGCAGUUAAAUGCACCAUGUGCCGUGCCCCAAAGCCCGGUUCUACCAUCAUCACCGAGGAGCCCUUCAAGAUCAACCCAGUGCUGGAUCCUGGCUGUGAGUGGGACCCCCCCAGGGAUGAGGGGGGUGGCAGAAGCCUCCUCAUUUGCCCUGACUCCAGUGCACGACCUCGUGUCAAGCUGCCAAACCCGGCUGAACCCAGCACCAAGUGGUCUUGCCACUUGUGCACCUACCUGAACUGGCCUCGAGCCAUUCGUUGCACCCAGUGCCUGUGCCACCGUCAGCGUCAGCGCCAGCGCAGCCCCACCGAGUCCCCCCAGACCUCAGGCUCUGGCUGCAGGCCAGGGCCCCCGUCUGUGGACCCCUGCGAGGAGUACAAUGACCGCAACCGGCUCAACACACACACUCAACACUGGACCUGCUCUGGCUGCACCUAUGAGAACUGGCCCAAGAGUCGCCGCUGUGUGGUGUGUGACCUCCCCCGGCCCAACAGCCUCCCAGAGCCCAUCCAGCUCCCUCAGUCUGAUGACCCUUCCUCCUCACUCAUCAAUGAGCAGGACCGUGUGCGCUGGAGGGCUGGGGGGGGUGGCUGCAGUGGCGCCGGGAGCCAGCGCAGGUCCCCCCCCACCUCCAAGAGGGAAGCAGAGCUGCAGAUCCAGGACUUUCAGAGGAUUGAGCUGGCGGCUGCUGCCAUGAGCAGCAAGGACGAGCAGCAGGUGGACUUCAAAAAGCUCAAGCAGAUCAAGAACCGCAUGAGGAAAACUGACUGGUUAUUCCUCAAUGCCUGCAUAGGUAAGUAGUAGUAGUGUGUUUGUGUG